Messenger RNA from Aaosphaeria arxii CBS 175.79, 1700 nucleotides. RefSeq lists its product as uncharacterized. The record is from RefSeq and is a predicted model, not a curated record. Bases 170 to 1573 code for a protein of 467 amino acids. The transcript has a single exon. Lineage: Eukaryota; Fungi; Ascomycota; Dothideomycetes; Pleosporales.
CCUGCGACGAUCCAUGCGAGGCAGCCUUUCAACAUGAUACAUUAGACUGAAGUCCUCGCUUGUUCGGUCCUGCAUACAAUUCUUAUGUGCUAUUAAGGUUCCAAAACUAACCAGAUUUCUUACCUUUUUCUAAAGUCUCUGGCGAGUUACUUUGGUAUCGUGUUUUCAUAUGAUGGCGGCUCCAUCUAAGCCUUCAACGAGCGGCUACACGCCGGUGCCUACGCAGGAGAGAAUCGACGACGACGUCGAAUCCCCCCAGAAUGACGACGAUGUCUCCGAGGACGAACUUUACACGACUUCGGCUCCCCUUCUCUCUAACAGAUCGCGUGGCAAUGAGACCCCUCAGGCACAGAAUAAGUUGUGCUGGUAUCACAAGAUCGCCGCCCUGAACCCUCUGAGUCGUAAACGCACUACCACACCUGCCUGGCAACCUCCUUUGAAACCUCGAUCAUGGCGCCGUAUUAUCAUAGUUUCGUUCUGUGUGUUCGCCGUUGCAGCGAUCACUGGACUCUCCAUUUCCACAGGUGUCAUUGCCACUCAACUGAACCAAUGCCGUUCUAGUUCACGAUCAUGGUACCCAAGGUACCGAAACCCAAUGACCCGAUUGCCACUGAACAACUGGUGGCUCUCGGCCAACAAUAGACUCAACUUCGUCGAAGUCUACCCGCCGCUCGAGUCCUCCGCAUCACCUGCCUGUCAAGCGGCAUGGCGUGCCCAACGAUAUGUACCCUGCCACGAGAAAAUUUGGAACAGAUCCUGGGACAACGGGAAACGGGCCUCGAUAUUCGACCCUGAUGUCGGCCUCUACGCCGAAUCAAUGUGCACACCGCAGUGCAUGGUAACGAUUAACAAUGCCAUGCAGCUAGUCUCCUCCCAGUGCACAGAGGACGACAAAUUCAACAUGACGAACUACCGAGGCCCCUUCAUCGCUGACCCAGGCCUCGAAGCCGGACCCCUAAGCGUCGUAUCGACGAUCGCAAAACGCGUUUCCCACACCUGUCGCAUAGAUCCCGAUCCUCAGGAGACACCACGAUACUACUGGACGCCGCCGGGGUACUGCUCGGCAAUCCUUUGGGAAGACUGGCAGAUCGUAGAUGGCAUGAACGCAGGGAAUCUCGAAGGCCUGUCCUCUUUUGAUAGAUUGACUGAAAGGUCUCGGAUCGAGCAUAGACAGCGGAGAGAACAUCUUGUGCAGAACGACGAGUGCGAUAACAUCAACUAUUCCAACGCUCGCAUGGUUGGUCAACGAUCGUUCGGCCCCUCGAAGAACGAGACUACCUGCGGUUGGUGUGUCAUGAAUUGGUUCGAGAGGAAGUUGUCGGCCUGGGAGGAGGGCAAGAUUGUCGAUCCCGAGACUGGAAAGAUAGUUGGUUUGAAGGAGUACUUGCAGAGAAUUAAGAAGAUGGGAGAGAGGUGUGACACUGAGGCUUGGGAAAAGACGUGGAACCGAGCUACGAGGAAGUAUAAGGGAGAGAAGGGGAUCGUUGACCCCGUGACAACCGAGCCCAAAGACCAAGAUGAGGAGGAUCUUCUAGAAUGGGUUGUGGUUGUUGAAGGAGCUGGCGAUGCGUAAACGAAUGGCAUCAAUCAUCUUUGAAACGUCCGUGGACACGAUUGGAGUUGUUCUUGUAUGAUGGCGAUUGAAAGAUACAUACGUAUAUCCAGGUGACAUGUUUUGGAAUCAAUAGCUGAAUGGCAUU